Molecule: messenger RNA, 410 nt
Organism: Formica exsecta
Lineage: Eukaryota; Metazoa; Arthropoda; Insecta; Hymenoptera; Formicidae
Exons: 3
Coding region: 1-390 (129 amino acids)
Source: RefSeq, a predicted model, not a curated record
AUGGCUGACUUCCAAAACAUUCGCGUUACUAAGGGCACUACGUCCGGGGCUACUUCCGGCGACGAUAUAUGGGGCACGCCGACUUCCGGCGGACCGGACGACGAGAGUUUCAUGGCCAAUUCGCCGCCGCCGAACGGCUGCAGCAGCGGCGGUGCAGUGGUGAACACCGGCGAGGACAAUUACGGCCUAAACCUGUCGGCGGAAGAUGACGCCGAUCAAGAAUUGGAGAACGAGGACUGCUCGUUGCCGGAGCUAAGCAUGGACCAGCUGCUUGGCGGCGGCGGUAGUCUAGGUUCGUUGCGCUGCUUCCUGGGUAGGAGACGGCUGGAGCCGCUGCCGGAAGAGGAGGACUCGCCCGGCAGCGGCAAGCACCAGGUCGGAUGGUGGUGACAGCGGUUUCAAACGACGUC